AUGGAUUUGUUAGGGAUCCGAGAGAACACGGCCUCCAGGCCUUCGCUUAUCUCUUCAAUAUGGUCAUUGCAGGUUCAAACACAGGUGAAUUUAAGUUUGUUUAAGGUUGGAAAGAAAGUUCUUGCCAUUUUUCGUUUUGUAAAGAAAGUUCUUGCCAUUUCUCUUUUUGUAAAGAAAGUUCUUGCUACUCUACGAAGCUAUGGGGCGUAUUUUACCUAAAAAUCCCUUUAAGGAACUAAAUUUAAAUCCAUUUUUCAAUUUAAGCCCUGAGGCUAAUAAGGUUUCUUUGUUCGAAACACGUCAUUUCCCGACGUCAGAAGGCAAUUUCAGAUGAAGCAGAUAAUUUUUGGUGUGGGAAUUGGCAUUAGAAUUUUUUAAACUAAUUUUGAAAAAUUUUUUUUGAAAUUUAAAUUUUUUUAAAUUUUAAAAAUUUUUAAAUUUUUAAAAAAAAUUUCAGAAUUGAAAACAGAUAUUAAAUUUUAAUUUUAAACAUUUUCCAGAUUAUAAAAAUUUUUUAAUAUGAAGAAACUUUCUUUACAGCAAGAACCCACAAACCUAGAAUUACCGACCGGUUCACAACAAUCACUACCUCAACUGCUCGAAAAUGCCCCAACGACCAGUAAUGACGAUGGGAAUGGGCUUCGGCAUACUAGGAGCUUGUCAGGUAUGUUAAUUUUGCUAAAUUUAUGAUUAAAUUCAAUAAUUUGCACUGUUCAGCCUUUUGUUUUGAUUGCACCGUGCAGUUUUUAUUUUGAUUGCACCGUGCAGUCUUUAUUUUGAUUGCACCGUGCAGUCGUUAUAUUGCUUGCACCGUACAUACUUUGUUUUAAUUGCACAGUGCAGUCAUUUUUAUGUCUUUGCACCGUGCAAUCUUUCUAUUGUUUGCACUGUGCCGCCUUUAUUUUGAUUGCACUGUGUAGUCUUUAUAUUGAUUGCAUUGUGCAAUCUUUCUAUUGUUUGCCUGUGCAGUCUCUAUCUUGCUUCCACCGAGCAGACUUUAUUUAAAUUGCACCGUGCAGUCUCUAUUUUUUUGCACAGUGCAGACUCUAUUGUGCUUGCACUGUGCAGUCUUCAUUUUGAUUGCCCCGUGCUGUCUUCAGUUUGAUUGCACAGUGCAGCCACUUUUAUAUCUUUGCACUGUGCAAGGCCACAAAUAUCUACCUUUCUCUCAAAAAAACGUUAUUAGCUAUAAUAAUAUAAACUAAUAACGCAACAAAAACCUUUGUCAUGGAUCCAGCUAGUAUGUCGAGUGUAAAACAUCUCAAUUUUCGUAAUUUUCGUCGCAUUUCAGAGCUAAAUUCCCUGUUUCGCGACGAUGAGAAGGGCUGUCGAAUGCAAGAAGCGCCUUCAUUCGUAUGGCAAAAGGACACUUCACAGUGCGCUGAGAACAAAAUAACGAAGCAACAGAAGGAGAAGAACAUUUGCGAAUGGCUACAGAAGCUACAGUUCAACGAAGGUGUUAGUCAAGCGAUGAGUACGAGCGUUUCGCCGACUAUGAGCAGUCGGUAG
Bursaphelenchus okinawaensis is the source of this 1509-nucleotide messenger RNA. Lineage: Eukaryota; Metazoa; Nematoda; Chromadorea; Rhabditida; Aphelenchoididae. The record is from the annotation of a GenBank genome assembly.